This is a messenger RNA of Cuscuta europaea, 1732 nucleotides long. Lineage: Eukaryota; Viridiplantae; Streptophyta; Magnoliopsida; Solanales; Convolvulaceae. The record is from the annotation of a GenBank genome assembly.
GGGAAAUUAAAUUCAGAGGUGGCGAGUUACCCCACUUUCUGACUCACAACUGCGGUACUUUCCAGCUUGUCUCAACGGCCUCACACUCGCCAUUUGCUUCGUUUACAUCGAAACCCUCUUUACGAUUUCAUCUCACCGCACAUAUAUAUGCAUCACCGCUACAAAAGAACCUGAACUCUCACGCUCUCUUCCGUCUUCUUGAUCCAAAUUGUUAUUUACCCUGGUGAAAUUAAAUUAGGCAUCUCAUAAUGGCUGCUACUGCUGCUCCAAACCUGCAAUUUGCUGCGGCUAACCUCUGUGUUUCUGCAUCUCGUAAACUUUUCCAGUCCAACACCUCACGCCUCGCUUUCGAAAAUAGAGGAAGAUCUGCAACAGAGCUUAAAAGUUUGUGCUUGUUCUCCGCAACAAAACUAUCCUCCCAGGGAUUAAAUACAGUUCCAUUAAAAUCUCAACGGAUGCUUACUCGGGCAAUGUCCAGUGCAAUUGAUAAGGAACACUUACCUGGGCUUGCCAUUGACUUAAGAGGAAAGAGGGCAUUUAUUGCUGGUGUAGCUGAUGAUAAUGGCUAUGGAUGGGCAAUAGCAAAGUCUCUUGCAGCUGCAGGUGCUGAAAUUCUUGUUGGUACAUGGGUUCCAGCUCUAAAUAUCUUUGAGAGCAGUCUGCGACGGGGAAAAUUUGAUGAAUCAAGAGUCUUGCCAGAUGGCUCACUGAUGGAAAUAAAAAAAGUGUACCCGCUUGAUGCAGUUUAUGACACUCCUGAUGAUGUUCCCGAAGAUGUGAAAGCCAACAAGCGUUAUGCUGGGUCUGCAAAUUGGACUGUUAAGGAAGUUGCUGAAUGUAUCAAACAAGAUUUUGGCACAAUUGACAUUCUUGUGCAUUCCCUUGCUAAUGGCCCAGAGGUUACUAAACCCCUACUUGAAACGUCAAGAUAUGGAUAUCUUGCUGCAUUGUCGGCAUCAAGUUAUUCAUAUAUUUCAUUGCUUAAGCAUUUUAUUCCCAUUAUAAAUCCAGGCGGUGCUUCUAUCUCUUUAACGUACAUUGCUUCAGAAAGGAUAAUUCCAGGAUAUGGUGGUGGGAUGAGCUCAGCAAAAGCUGCUUUAGAGAGUGACACAAGAGUAUUGGCUUUCGAAGCCGGAAGGAAGCAUAAGGUCAGAGUCAACACAAUUUCUGCAGGUCCACUGAGGAGUCGUGCUGCAAAAGCUAUUGGUUUUAUCGAUAUGAUGAUUGAUUACUCAUCCGAGAAUGCUCCCUUGCAAAAGGAGUUGUCUGCAGAGGAGGUUGGGAAUGUAGCUGCUUUUCUGGCAUCACCUUUGUCUUCAGCCAUAACGGGGUCAGUUGUGUAUGUCGAUAACGGCCUAAAUGCUAUGGGAGUUGGAGUUGACAGCCCGGUGUUUAAGGGUCUUGACAUCCCAAAAGACCAGAGCUAUGAGUCUGCUAAACAACAAGCUGCUGCUGCUGUUGCAUCUCCAUGAUUUCAUUUAACCAAUUUUGGCUCCCAAAAUAAGUAAGUAAUUUUGGGUCCAUGGAUAUGCAGGCUGUUUGCUUAAAUUAUGAGGUAUGGAUUCUUUAGAGACUAUCAAUUGUGGUGGUUCAUGGAGGAAUGCGAGGUCUUAUAAAAAAUUUGUAAUAUUUUUCAAAGCAAAUGUUGCCCAUACUGACUUAGAAGUUGCAAUUUCAUCAAUUUAACUUGCAGUAUUUUAGUUCUUACAAAGGAAAAAUAACAAAAGAUCCA